GGAAAGGGGAAAAAAAACAGAAGUUGUCAAUUCGCAGCCAAGCCUUGCUGCCACAGGGGCCGUGAGCUUGUGUCCGUUGCGGCUGUCGGUUCGCAGUCAGGAUGUGUGCUUGUCGCCGUUGUGACGGUUGAUUUGAGGCCAGGCUUGAGCUUGCAAGCUCACUGCGGUGUUGAGUUUGCUCUGAGAGACGAGAUAAAAGAAUGAAAAAUUGGUUCUGUUUAAUUUUGAGUAGAUAAGAAAAUGUUAAUUCAUCUUUUUAAAAAUUAUUUUUUCUGUGUAAAUUAAAACAUUUGAAAGAUGACGCAUCUAACAUUUGAGGAUUACAUCUGAACAUUUUUCAGAAAGAGCGUGACUAUGUUCUAAGAAUUCUAAAGAGAGAGUGUUGGAAAUUUUAAAAUAAGAGGUGUUUUCUGGGCAUUUUUCAGAGUAAAUGGCAACGUUCAGAAAACGUACUUUUGGCUAUUUUUCGGAGAAGUGACAUUAUUUAGAAUGGACAUUUUAUUCCCACUCACCCAACCGACGACGAUUGGAGUUAGUUCUCUAGAAAGAGCCGUUUGAUAGCGCAAACAACGAGGAAGUGCGAAUGCUGCUCGAUUUCCUCUUCCCGUCGUGUUGGGAGGUCAAGGUGGCGCUCUCCUCUGCCCUCCUCGUGAUCGCUGCCUUCUUAACCUGGGGGAAUACUUACGCGCACGCAGCCCUCAGUCGAAGGAGCGAUCACCCUCGGCCUCGCCGUGGAAAUAAAACAACGACGGCCGAGACCACAGAGAUUGUUCUUGAACGCGAGGACUACAAGGAGACGCUUCUGUCAGAAGAAGAUUCACCGUAUUCUGCAUACUUGGUUAAGUUGGAAUUACUAGCUGGCAAGAACCUAUCUGGAUCAAACCUGGAUGGCACAUCAGACGCAUAUGCGAUCAUUACUUGUGGCAGUCAAACAAAAUAUAGGCAAGUGUUGUCAAUUUUGUCGAGCAUUUUAAUCUUCUGCUAUUCUUGA
Molecule: messenger RNA, 991 nt
Organism: Zingiber officinale
Lineage: Eukaryota; Viridiplantae; Streptophyta; Magnoliopsida; Zingiberales; Zingiberaceae
Product: BAG-associated GRAM protein 1-like
Exons: 3
Coding region: 584-991 (135 amino acids)
Source: RefSeq, a predicted model, not a curated record